AUGGAGAUUUCGUUAUCUUAUUAUCCGAUUCUUCAUACAUCUCCAAUCAACAGAAAUGGCCUUUGUGUUUUCAAACUUGCAGGUCAUGUCACACAGAAAUUCGCGUUUAUUGGGUCAGAUGGCGUUUUAAAAUAUUAUAGGUUCGAUAAAAAUAUAUUAAGUCAAAGAUAUGAAUCAAAUAUACUUUCAAAUAGUAACGAGUGCGUAAUCGCAAGUGAUGAUAAUGUAAUUGUUUCACAAAUGAAAGGAAUUUCAAGAUAUAAUCGAAAAGGAGCUCACGUAAAGACAUAUAAAAUACCAUUUGACAAUCACAUAACAUCAAUGAUUGAGCAAGGAUCAUAUAUUCAUGUCGCUUCAGGUACAAUGAGUUAUACAGUUGGAGUACAAGAGUCUGCAAUCGCUUAUGACUCACCAAUUAUUGGAUUUGCUGUUGUAAACAAUGUACCUUAUGCAGGAAUUGCAUCAGGCAAUGUUUAUUCCUUUGUUCCAGGCCAAUCACAAUUAGUUCAGACGCUUCCAGGAUCAUUGACAAUGAUUUCAUCGGUACAUCAUACGAAAACAGAUUCCUACCUUGCUGUAGGAUGCUCUGAUAAGAAAUUACGCUUUUACAACAAAUUAGAUAAAGAAGUUUCUUCAGUAGAGCUACAAUCACCAGCUACAGCCAUGAGUGAGUUCGAUAUUGAUAAAGAUGGAUAUCCAGAGCUAUUUGUUGCAAUGGAAAAUGGAAAUGUAUGCUUAAUUUCACUUGCUUUAAUAGAAUCUCCAAGAGUCCUUUCAUCAAUCUCAAUUGGCUUCUCAGCAACAAACAUAGAGGCCGGAUACAUAUAUUCCGCUAACUUAGUUUCAGCAGUUGUCACUUCUCAAUCCGGACAUAUCGGAAUUGUUUCUGCAGAACCACGUAGAGAUCGCUCUCUGCUCACAUCAAUUGCUCCAAAGGUUACAGAACAAGAAUUGGAUCAAUUAAGACGCGAAAUUUCAGCUCUUGAAAAUAUAUCCAAAAACAGUUCUUAUCAGCGCUCAAUAGUUCCAGUACAGACAAAAAUGGAGCUCAGAGGCGACAUUUAUUCCCAAAGUUUCGUGAUGAUCGUUGAAUCCGAAAAACCAAUAUCUCGAGUCUCAAUUGGCGCCAAUCUUCCAAUCACAGUUAAAUCGAGGAAUGACUGCCAAACAACAAUAUUCACUGCCAAGCGCAAAGCUCCCAACAGUUCCGCUGUAAUUGUUCCUGUUGAUCCAAAUGCGACCAGAAUUACCUUCGAUAUCUCAUAUGAAACAGGCCAAGGCGGUGAACUCCAAGCUUUCGUCAACUACGCUGGCAGCGCAACAGUUUUUUCGAAGGAAUACCAACUUCGACCAUUUGGACUUCUCAAAAAGUUGCCAACAAAUCCACUCGAAACAAUCAAAGACGAUUCAUUGGCUGUUGUCGAUCUUGUUGCUGCUGAUGGUGCAUCAUCCGUCUUCCACUCCAUUGUCGCCAAUUGCUUCCCCAUUCCUCUUGAAGAAGACGUCACAGCUUCGUUCUCAAUGGGCGUUGUUGGAGCUCCUUUGUCUGUUACUUUGAACGGGGACAAACUCACAGCGAGAAGUCUGUUUUUGCCUCUAGUUAUACAGAUAAGGAGCUAUAUACUCGGCGCAAUGAACAGCCAGAAGCAAUCUGUGACGUUCGAGACACAUUUGGGACCAAAUUGCGUCAACGAGUUCUUCAAUUACAUCGAGAAGAGAUUUUUCGAAGUAAACAAAGCAGCAAGCGAUCACAUGAAACUUACUGCACUCAAGGAAGUAAGGAACUCAACAAUGGCAUCAACAUCUAUCCAGGCAAACGAAGAAACAGCAAGAUUGAUGGCAGAAUCACAGGAAAUUGAGAAAAAAUACGAAGAAUGUUCUGCGGAAUAUUUCUCAUACAUAGAUGUAAUUCAUCAGUUUUACAUCGAAAUGUGGAAAAUAGAGAAUAUCAACUCGGCUAACUGCAUCGAAGAGCUGGAUGCUGUCACAAAAGAAGCUAUUGACGGAAACUCAUUGACAUCGCUCAUUAAUUUCAUGAAAGCUUCUCCUCCAAAAUGA
This is a messenger RNA of Trichomonas vaginalis G3, 2058 nucleotides long. Its product is annotated as Bardet-biedl syndrome protein 7 family. The transcript has a single exon. Bases 1 to 2058 code for a protein of 685 amino acids. The record is from RefSeq and is a predicted model, not a curated record. Gene Ontology annotation, molecular function: protein binding. Gene Ontology annotation, cellular component: BBSome; axoneme; membrane. Lineage: Eukaryota; Parabasalia; Trichomonadida; Trichomonadidae. Gene Ontology annotation, biological process: cilium assembly; intracellular protein localization; intracellular transport.